Molecule: messenger RNA, 2740 nt
Organism: Cynoglossus semilaevis (tongue sole)
Lineage: Eukaryota; Metazoa; Chordata; Actinopteri; Pleuronectiformes; Cynoglossidae
Gene: fbxl6
Product: F-box and leucine-rich repeat protein 6
Exons: 10
Coding region: 481-2202 (573 amino acids)
Cellular component (GO): SCF ubiquitin ligase complex
Molecular function (GO): protein binding
Source: RefSeq, a predicted model, not a curated record
CAGUGAUAAAAAAUGCUUUGAAACCAUUUGCAAGCAAAAUUACAACAUCAAAUCAAAUCAACUAUAAACUAUGGUGAAAAGUGUUCUCUAAUGUUAUAGAUGAAAUGAACAAAGCUCCUGUUUAUAUGCCGUUGGCAUUACUGCUCUAAUGUGACCGUAAAAUUAACGUUUUAGUUUAUUCUAAGUUUAAAUUACGACCCCGUCCGGUGGUUUACUCCACAAUAUUUUACGUCGUGAUCUUCCAAAACAAACGCGGCGGGAUGGAUGAAUGGACGUCGCCGCCGCGGCCUGUUAUUGGACAGUUCUGGGGGCGGGACUUCGAUGAAGAUUCACCACUCACAGGACAGCCGGAGUGCAUUGUGGGGAUGCUAACAGGAUGAAGGUGGCUAAUAAACCUUUAACGCAAAGGUAACAGAUAUCUAACAAUCCUGAAGCAAUCCUGAAAUGAAGCAUAGUGUAAAGUACAGAUAGCAGUAUAUAAUGGAUUCCUCUGUAGCACAAUGUUCAGCCCACUGUGAAAAUGACAAUGAAACCCUUCCAAGCUCUUCAACUGCAUCAAAUCAGGCCACUAACAUUCCAAAGUCAAACACUGCACCUUUGAAGAGGAAAUCGGCAGAUUCGAAAAAUGUCAAGACAAAGAAAAAGAAGAAGGCCCGAGUCUCCAGAUCUGCUCAGUUGGGCUACACCGUCCAACAGGGUGAAGAUAUGCUUCUGGUCAUAUCAAAUGCUUCGUCUCUGUACGAUGGUGCUUCAGUUUGGAUGACCAAACGAAAGGGAAGCAAGAAAAAAAAGUUUUCCAAAGGGAAAUCAAAAACUCAACAGGUUAGGAGAAAAAACACAGCCAGGGCCAAACCUACACCAGAUGCCAAUCCAGUAGCUGCCAAGACUGAAGAGGACACUACUGCUGUGUUGGAGAAACCAGCAGACCACACAUGGGGUCAAAGUCUACCAGAGGAGGUGCUAAUUAAUAUUUUUCAAAUGGUUGUCACCCAGGAUGGUGCUGUGCCAUUUUUAUGCAGAAUGGCCAGAGUUUGUCAACUGUGGAACAUCGCAGCUGCAAGUCCCAUCCUGUGGCGUAAAGUAACUGUAGGUCACUGCUGGAUUGCUCCAGGAAAAAAACAACUUCCAAAAACAGAGAUGAAAAUUCAGAAAACUUUUGACUGGCUGACGCAAAACAGGUUUUCACAGCUGCAAGAUUUCUCACUGCAUCACUGGUCAAAGAAUGUUAAUUAUGCGGUUGAAGUUGUCUCUCAGUCCUGCCCUCAUCUUCGCUCUCUCACACUCUCUAACUGCUCAGGCAUCAAAGCAAGUGCCUUCCAAAUACUUGGUCUCAACAGUAGAUCCUUGCAGAGCAUCAACGUCCAGUUUUCAGAUUUUCAGGUGGAGGGUCUUGUGGCGUUCCUUGAAAACCAUGGAAACCAGAUGAAGCAGAUCUGGUUCACUAAUGGUCUGAAGAAUGACAGACUUUUGGCUUCUUUAACAAGAGGCUGUUGUCCCGAUUUGGAGUUCUUGGAAGUCAACAAAAAGCUGGACAGUAAAGACUGUGUACUUACCAUUUGCAUUCAGGCACUGCAGGCUGCCUGCCCUAAACUUAAAACUUUCCGAUUGCUGAAUGUCCGACCUAUACAGAAGACGAAGCAUAAAAAUGCAGAUUUGAUGAAAGGCUUCCCUCUGUUGGAGGAACUGUGUAUCGCAACCACAUCUUAUUCCUACAUGACCGACAAUGAUCUGUUGGACAUUCUCUUCAGUUCCACAAAGUUGCGUGUGCUUGACUUGCGAGGCUGUUCACGAAUAACACCCUCUGGCCUUGCAAAUUUACCCUGUCUUGAGCUUGAGUUCCUGUUCUGGGGACAAUAUUUUAACAGCCACAUUGGCUUGUCAACACCUAAGAAGGGACUUCAUAUGGUGACCCAAAAAUGGAAGCAGACAUUGCAACAGCUGGAUAUUGGAAACCAGCUCUUUUCUGAGGAGGAUUUGGAGAUGGCAAUGAGUUACCUGACUCAAGCCACAGAGUCGGACACUCUCCGCUCACUCAAUCUGCAGGGCACGAGGAUUACUGCACCGGCCCUCAGGUCAGUCAUCCAUCAUAUGACUGCUCUUAGCUACCUCAACCUUUCGUCCUGUCGACACCUACCAAGGGGGGUUAAGAGAAUAUACUGUGGCCAAGAAGACAUUCGCCAGCUGCUGGGCAAACUGGAGUAGUUCCUUUAUUGAACAUCUAAAAUUAUUCCUCUUUCUGGAUUUCUGUACAUGGUAUAUAUAAUGUUGUCAAUUUUUUUUUUUACUUGACUUUUUUUAAUGUGGUUUGUAUAUUGUUUGAACCUGAGAUGAUGCAAAAACUCAAAAUUCUUUUUUUUUUUUUUAUUAAAAACAAGUUCUGUGUGCAUCACAUUUAGGUUUAUUAAUUAAUUAGUACAUACGAGUACCAUUUAUUAAGCAUGUGUGUUUCAUGGAGAGUUUCAGAAUUUGAAAAUCUUAUAAUCAUUGAAAAUAAAACAAAAGUAACUAACAAUUUACUAUUAUUAAGGGCCAAAACACAUGAAGGUAAGACAUUUUAUGGAAAACAACAACAAAGCCUUAAUCUAAGGAAAAUAUUAAUAUAGGUUUCUAACAAUACAAAUGAUUGAACAACUGACUCUAAUUCUAAUAAACUUAGUGGAAACAAAGAAGAGAUUAACUGUAGAAAAUAUGCUAAAUUGAGAAAAAAUGGUAAUAAUAAAAAAUAGUAAUAAAAAAUAGU